CGACGUCAUUAGGCCUUAUCCAGGAAGUAGAAAAAACAUCAACAAUUCAGGCCAGGGCGAAGUGUCACUGUAGCUUAGUAGCUAGUCACAAUUUCACGCGUACUUCGACCAUUUAAAAUCAUACAUCUUUAGCGUUUUAGCACCACAGUUAUGGCAUUGUUUGGUAGGAUUUUUGGCGGAGGGGGAAAAGGAGGAAAGGGGCCGAGCCCGCAAGAGGCGAUCCAGAAACUCCGAGAGACAGAGGAGAUGCUAACGAAGAAACAGGAAUUUCUAGAGAAAAAGAUUGACCAGGAGCUGAUCAUCGCCAAGAAAAACGGCACGAAAAACAAAAGAGCGGCUCUGCAGGCCUUGAAAAGAAAGAAGCGGUACGAGAAGCAGCUCGCCCAGAUCGACGGCACGCUGUCGACCAUCGAGUUCCAGAGAGAGGCUCUGGAGAACGCCAACACCAACACUGAGGUGCUCAAGAACAUGGGCUUCGCUGCCAAGGCCAUGAAGUCUGCCCAUGAAAACAUGGACAUCGACAAGGUGGAUGACCUGAUGCAGGACAUCACAGAGCAGCAGGAGCUGGCCCAGGUCUCCGAUGCCAUCUCUAAACCGGUCGGCUUUGGAGAGGAGUUUGAUGAGGAUGAGCUCCUGGCCGAGCUGGAUGAGCUGGAACAGGAGGAGCUGGACAAGAACCUGCUGGAGAUCGGGGGAACAGAGAACGUUCCCCUUCCCAACGUGCCUUCCACUUCAUUACCUUCCAGACCUGCCAAGAAGGAGAAAGAGGAGGACGAGGACGACAUGGAGGAUCUACAGCGCUGGGCGAUGGAGGCCAUGUAAACGCAGCAUCGACCACAUCACACCGACAUCACAGAGACGAGACGAAGGAGCAAAGAGGGAGUGAAUGGACUUCUAGGACGUUGUGUAUGGGCGUUUUGUGUGUCCGAGGAGAACUGCCCGUCUUCUACAUGUAACACUACAAAAAGGCAAACAUGCUGUAGUCCCCCCCCCACCCUCUACCCCUCCACCCCCUCCAUGUCCGCCUCCCCCCGCCCCCACAGCCUGAACCAGAGACCCCCCGGCCGCUCGCUGAGGAAGAGCGCACCGGGCUCUUUUCUGUCCAAGCUAUCAUCGCUCCCCUGUCCCGUAACAUUUUUAACCCUCGGUUUCGAUCCAACAAUAGCACUCCACAGAAAAAAAAUCACAUUAGAGCCUGUUAUUACCAGCCCUGUGGUGCGAUAAUUCAGUUAUUGUCGAGCUUAAUGUCCCGGACCGCGGCGUCCAUCGGGUGACAGGGAAAUUUUCGCGAGAGCUAAAUCCUCCUAAAGAUCCAUUUCUGACUCGUACUUACCUGCAAUUUGUGGGCGUUGAACUCGCUGGAUUGUUUUUGUUUUUGUUUGUGGUCAAAAAUGAUAAUCCCCUCCCCCUUGUUGUGUUAAUUGCACUCGAAAAUAGGACAACACCUGAGCAUGUGCCGGAUGGUCGACGAGCUGUGAGCUGUGUGUAUUCCAGAAAAAUGUCUCUCUGAGGCUUUUUGUUUCAGGCGACCGGGCUUUGUUUUCCUUUUUUCGCCUCCCGUCAGCAUUUCGAACCCCCCUCACCCCACCACCCCUCCAAAAAAAAAAACAAAAAAAACCCCAACAAAAAAAACGAAGGCAUUUCUCACCAGUGAUUCUCGUUCUUUGGUGUAAAUAUCCCUCACGUUUCUUUUCUACACGUAUAUCUAUUUUUUGCCGUCACCGAAAGGUCCUCUUCAUGUUGUGUGACGCAUGCAACAACGGGAAAUCAUAAUCCAGAUCACACCGCACGGCUAGAGUAAAGAGAGAUAUAUUAACCCAACACCUUUAUCCCGCUGUCUGUCCGGGCCCUUCCCAGAAAAGGGUUUGUUUUUCUUUCAUUUUGAACUGUAUAAUGUUAAAAAAAAAAAAGAAAGAAAAUGUUUAUGUCACAUUAUUAACUGUAUCCAGAGGGAGAUGAGGGUUUGUACAGGGUUCCCAUUAGGCCAUGAAAAUAAAAAAAAGAGAGAAUUCAUAGAGCUUUUUUUCUUUAAUUAAAAUUAUAGUAUCCAUCCAAACAUUUCACAUCCUGAGGUAACCCAUUGACGGAUUUUUUUUUUACUUUUUCUUUUUUUUUUGGGAUACAGCAACAGUGUUACUGACUGCUUUACUUGAGAUGAGUAAAAAAAUAUAAAAACUGUGAGGCUUCUGUGUUUAAUGUUGUCCAUUUCAUGUCUUUACCUCAGUUGGAGAUCUUGAGUCCUUGAAUUUCAUCCCAGACAAGUUACUGAAAAGUCCAAAUGAGCGGGAACCCUGUCAAUCUCAGAUUAGAUUAGUUGGUCGACAGCAUUUGCUAGCGUUUUUAGAUUUCAAAAUUUUAAUUCCUUUUGUUUUAUCCAGUCAUGAUGUCCAUUUUUCUACAUAGGAAAUAUGUAACACGACGGACAAGCAUGUUUGCAUUUCUAUGUUUUAUUUAUCCAGAUGAGAAUAUUAUUUGGAAAGAAAAAAAAAUCAUUAAACUUCUCAAUUCUUUGACUGUU
This is a messenger RNA of Myripristis murdjan (pinecone soldierfish), 2518 nucleotides long. RefSeq names its product charged multivesicular body protein 4b-like. Lineage: Eukaryota; Metazoa; Chordata; Actinopteri; Holocentriformes; Holocentridae. Gene Ontology annotation, cellular component: multivesicular body; ESCRT III complex; cytoplasmic side of plasma membrane. Gene Ontology annotation, biological process: vesicle budding from membrane; late endosome to vacuole transport via multivesicular body sorting pathway. The record is from RefSeq and is a predicted model, not a curated record.